Molecule: messenger RNA, 906 nt
Organism: Aspergillus terreus NIH2624
Lineage: Eukaryota; Fungi; Ascomycota; Eurotiomycetes; Eurotiales; Aspergillaceae
Exons: 4
Coding region: 1-906 (301 amino acids)
Biological process (GO): carbohydrate transport; transmembrane transport
Cellular component (GO): membrane
Molecular function (GO): carbohydrate:proton symporter activity
Source: RefSeq, a predicted model, not a curated record
AUGGUCUAUCUACUAGUCACCCUCUGCUGCGUCUUUGCAAGCCUGGGUUCCUUUCUCUUUGGCUAUGAUGCCGGUGUCAUCUCCUCCACCAUCGAGCAAUCGGCCUUUCUAAACCGCUUCAGCGACCCCUCCGAUUCAGCAAUAGGAGGAAUCGUUGCCUCCUACAAUGGAGGCGCCAUCAUCGGCUCAAUUGUGGUCUCCUACCUCUCCGACCCUCUAGGGAGACGCCCCGUCAUGUUCUUCGGAGGCAUCUUGGCAAUGCUGGGCGGAGCACUGCAAGCCGGCGCGACCACCAUCGCCAUGCUCAUCGCCGGCCGGGUCAUUGCCGGCCUCGCCGUGGGACUGAUGUCGUCCACUGUUCCUGUCUACUGCAGCGAGGUGUCGCCUCCGCGCAUCCGCGGGUUCCUCGCAUCCAUGCAGCAAUGGAUGAUCGGUCUGGGGAUCGUAGUGUCCGGCCGCUCCGACGAGGGCCGCCGCGUCCUUCGCCCGGUUCCACCUUCAACCGCGCGCACAGCAACACCCGCCCUCGUCGACGCCCAAUUCGCCCAAAUCUCCGCCCAGCGUCGCCGACGAGCGCCGCUGCGCCGUCCGCUCCUGGCGCCAGCUGCUCUUCACCCGUCCCAGCUGGCGCCGCCGCGUCCUCCUCGCCUGCGGCAUCCAGGCCUUCACCCAGUGCUCCGGCACAAACAUCAUCCAGAACUACAAUCCGCGCCUGUACAGGUCGCUCGGGCUGCGCGGCUCCACCCCGCUCAUGAUCCAGGGCGUCUGGGGCGCGCUCGCCCAGUUCUGGAACACGGUAUUUAUGCUGUUUAUCGAUCGUGUCGGCCGGCGCACCCUGCUCAUCCCGUCGCUGGUGGGCAUGGGCGCGACCAUGGCCGUCGAGGGCGCCCUCGGCCAGGCAUAUGA